UUGCUCUCUGACUCUCGGAGAGGUGGCCGCUUUCCCGAAGCUCCUGGCUACAGAGCAGGUGUUUGCUGUCCGGGCCCAGCUGGGAGAACCUAACGGUCUCCUGCAGCAAGAUGGGGCCUCCUACUCUAGCCGUUCCUACCCCAUAUGGCUGUAUUGGCUGUAAGCUGCCGCAGCCAGACUACCCACCCGCUCUAAUCAUCUUUAUGUUCUGCGCAAUGGUCAUCACCAUCGUCGUAGACCUGAUUGGCAACUCCAUGGUCAUUUUGGCUGUGUCGAAGAACAAGAAGCUCCGAAAUUCCGGCAACAUCUUCGUGGUUAGCCUCUCCGUGGCCGACAUGCUGGUGGCCAUCUACCCCUAUCCUCUGAUGCUGCAUGCCAUGGCUAUUGGGGGCUGGGAUCUGAGUCAGUUACAGUGCCAGAUGGUUGGAUUCAUCACAGGGCUGAGUGUGGUCGGUUCUAUCUUCAAUAUUGUGGCAAUCGCCAUCAACCGUUAUUGCUACAUUUGUCACAGCCUCCAGUACGAGCGGAUCUUCAGUGUGCGCAAUACCUGCGUUUACCUGGUCGUCACCUGGAUCAUGACCCUCCUGGCUGUCCUGCCCAACAUGUACAUUGGUACCAUAGAGUAUGAUCCUCGCACCUACACCUGCAUCUUCAACUAUGUGAACAACCCCAUCUUUGCUGUGACCAUCGUCUGCAUCCACUUUGUCCUCCCUCUGCUCAUCGUGGGUUUCUGCUACGUGAGGAUCUGGACCAAAGUGCUGGCAGCCCGUGACCCGGCUGGGCAAAAUCCCAACAACCAGCUUGCUGAGGUUCGCAAUUUUCUAACCAUGUUUGUGAUCUUCCUCCUCUUUGCAGUGUGCUGGUGCCCUAUUAACGUGCUCACUGUCUUGGUGGCUGUCAGUCCAAAGGAGAUGGCAGGCAAGAUCCCCAACUGGCUUUAUCUUGCAGCCUACUUCAUAGCCUACUUCAACAGCUGCCUCAACGCUGUGAUCUACGGGCUCCUCAAUGAGAAUUUCCGAAGAGAAUACUGGACCAUCUUCCAUGCUAUGCGGCAUCCUAUCCUGUUCCUCUCCAGCCUCAUCACUGACGUUCGUGAGAUGCGGGAGGCCCGUGCCCUCGCUCGUGCCCGUGCCCGUGCCCGUGACCAAGCCCGCGACCAAGCCCGCGAACAAGACCAUGCCCGUGCCAGUCCUGCUGUGGAGGAAGUGCCAAUGAACGUCCGGAAUGUUCCACUACCUGGUGAUGCUGCAGCUGGCCAACCUGAACGUGCCUCUGACCACCCCAAGCUAGCGUCUGGCCACCCCAAGCUGGCCUCUGGCCACUCCAGGUCUGCCUCUGCCCACCGCAAAUCUGCCUCUGGUCACCACAAGUCUGUCUUUAGCCACUCCAAGCCUGCUUCUGGCCAUUCCAAGUCUGCCUCUGGUCACCCCAAGUCUGCCACUGUCUACCCUAAACCUGCCUCUGUCCAUUUCAAGGCUGACUCUGUCCAUUUUAAGCCUGCCUCUGUCCAUUUCAAGGCUGAUUCUGUCCAUUUCAAGCCUUCCUCCAGCCACCCUAAGCCUGUCACUGGCAGCCAUUCCAAAGCUGCCUUCAGCCCUGCCAUCAGCCACCCUAAACCCACCACUGGUCACACCAAGCCUGGUACCACCCACCCUGAGCCUGCCACUGCUGACUCUCUUGAGCCUGUUGCCACCAGCCACCCUGAGCCUGUCAUCGCUGGUCAGCCUGAGCCCACCGCUGCUGACCAUCCUGAGCUCACUGCCUCCUGCCACCCUGAGACCACUGCUGCUGGCCACCUAGAGUGUGAUGUCACUGACCUCUCUGAGCCUGCUUCCAGCCCUGCCAGUGAGUCCUCUGAGCCUGCUGCCAGCCUGUUGGAGCCUGCCACUGCUGCUGCCCCCCUUGACUCCACUGUGGUCACCACUGCCACCAAUGAUUACCAUGAGGUUGUAGUUAUUGAUGUUGAAGCUGAUUCUGAUGACAUGGCCGUGUGA
Vicugna pacos (alpaca) is the source of this 1994-nucleotide messenger RNA. It is a transcript of the gene GPR50, whose product is annotated as G protein-coupled receptor 50. The record is from RefSeq and is a predicted model, not a curated record. Gene Ontology annotation, biological process: G protein-coupled receptor signaling pathway. Gene Ontology annotation, cellular component: plasma membrane. NCBI's taxonomy places the organism in Eukaryota, Metazoa, Chordata, Mammalia, Artiodactyla, Camelidae. Gene Ontology annotation, molecular function: melatonin receptor activity.